Messenger RNA from Papaver somniferum (opium poppy), 1246 nucleotides. RefSeq lists its product as uncharacterized. NCBI's taxonomy places the organism in Eukaryota, Viridiplantae, Streptophyta, Magnoliopsida, Ranunculales, Papaveraceae. The record is from RefSeq and is a predicted model, not a curated record. The transcript has 3 exons. The coding region runs from base 343 to 801 and encodes 152 amino acids.
CUUCAAAGUCGUUUUGUUUCGUUAGAGUUCUUUUUUAGAGAGAGAGAGAGUUUCUGUUUUUGUUCUUGAGAGAGAUAGAUAUUCUUCGUUCUUCAGCUGCUGGUGUGUCUCUUCUUCGGUUCUGCUUCAGAUUUUAGAGUUUCUUUUUCAGCUUUCAGAACGGAUUUUCAGACCAGAAGGAUGUUAUUUUAGGAAAAUCAAGUGGAAUAUUACUGAAAACUCAUCAUCAGUUGCAUUUAUGAUUUUAAUUUGCUAACUGAACUAAAGGUAAGGCCGGGUUGAUUCAGAAACUGAAGUUACUUUUCUUGUUGCUGGGAUCACUUCGAAAAUCAACUGCUAGCGAUGGAGGUAUUUGGAAAAUCUACUAUUGUUGCUGCGCCAACAAACGUUAUUUAUUUAUCAAGUAUACUGGGUCGUGAAGGGAUGAUUCCUAGUCACAGAUGUGAUUGGAAAUGUCAAAAUGAGAAUGUUUGGGGAAACAUGUAUGUCUGCAAGCUAACAAAGCUUACCCACAUCUGUGACAAAAACUGUAACCAGAGAAUUUUGUACGAUAACCAUAGCUCCCUUUGCAGAGUCAGUGGUCAGGUUUUCCCUCUUACCCCACUGGAAGAGCAAGCGGUGAGAGGAGUCGGGAGGAAGCUGGAAGCAGAGAAUUCCUCCUCCCCUGAUAAUAAUACCAAUUCAUGUUCUUUUAAACGAAGACGAGAUGCUCAGCUUCAUCCUUCUCCUUUUGAGAGGUCUUUCACUGCAGUCGCUCCAAUCUGCAGUCAAAUUGGAGACGGCGGCAUGGACAUGAGUUAGAUUAUAUGGAGUCGUUUCAUUCCUUGUUUUCCCCUUUCUUAAUCCUUUUUUUUUUUCUUUUUUUAUGUUUCUCAUCUUCGGGUCUCUGGAUCAAAGAUGGAAAAAAAAACUGAACUUAUUAUGGAGGCUUAAAAGGAGGACCUUAUGUGUUCUACCUCGGUCUGUAGGAUGAAGCUUAUAUUUCUAGUCUCAUUUAUAUGGAAUGUAGCUCCUACUGUGACUUAACUAAUUACAUAGAGACUUAAAAACCAUGCUCCAAUUCCAGUAUAAUUGAAGGGGCUUUCAUGAGUCUUACAUAAAUUUCGGAUUCCUUCAAACAAUUGUGUCUCAGAGUGCCUCUUUAUGUCUAUUUUAGUAUUAACUUCUGUUGUGAUUCUAGUAUCUUGAUAGCUCUUUGCCUAUCAUCAUUUUUAAUUUGAUUGUAAUACUUAAAUUAUUUAUGUUC